AUGGUAUUAAGCAGAAGACCAGCAAGGUUUAAAAAACCAGAUUUCAUGCAGGUCAAGCCAAUUAGUCAAGAAAAGAUGGACGCGUUAAGGGCUGCUGCUGCUCGUGUUUAUAUUAACGACCAAAAUCCUGCAGAAAAAUCCUCGGAAGUGAAUACUGUAGGUGUUUCUGCUCAGGCAGAUGUGAGAAAGGAAGCAGAUAAUGCCAAUGGAGUGCAGUUGCUCGCAGCAGUUGCUACUGGACUGAGGAUGACGCUUGAUAAAAAAGUGAAUCCUGGCUUGGAAGAGAUCAUGAGACCCAAAUUUGAAUAUAAAAAAACUUGUGCUAAGUUCGAUGGAGAUCCUUAUGUCUGUGCUGUUGUCGAGAGGGGUGACUGA
This is a messenger RNA of Sphenostylis stenocarpa, 375 nucleotides long. The record is from the annotation of a GenBank genome assembly. NCBI's taxonomy places the organism in Eukaryota, Viridiplantae, Streptophyta, Magnoliopsida, Fabales, Fabaceae.